AUGGCACCACGCACCUUGAUCAUCGGGACGCCCGAGAGCGCUGAUUUACUGUCCAGACAGGUCGCGAUGGUCGCGGAUCCUCCGGAGUUGAUCGGGGUGGUCUUGGUCGAUGGUGAUCCUGGGAUCAAGUCCAUCAACGGAUUGAGCGUGCUGGGACCGAUCGAGGCGAUCGGCGCGGUUUGCAGCGCGGCGGGGGUCGCGCAGGGGAUCGUGUCGCUCCCGGCGGCGUAUCGCGACCAAUGGCGCUCGAUCAGCACGGAGCUGCGGAGGUCGGGGGUCAUCGAGCGGUUCGUGACUCCGAUGGACGAGCUGCUCAACAGCGCUCCGGCGGUGGGUGAGCAAGCGAGCGUGCAGCUGAGUAACACGAAGAUCGAUCUGGGGAAGCUGGUCGGACGACAAGCGCACAGCAUCGAUCGCGAUCUGGUGGGUGAGAAUGUUACUGAUCAGUGCGUGCUGGUGACUGGCGCGGGUGGGUCGAUCGGUUCGGAGCUGGUCAAGCAGAUCGCGAGCUUUGGGCCGAGAAGGAUCGUGCUCAUGGAGCGUGCGGAGAACGCGCUGUUUGGGGUCGAUCGCUGGCUCAAGGAGAUCCAUCCGGAGAUCGAGCGCGUCGCGAUUCUGCAUGAUGUGGUCGAUGCGUCGACGACGCUCUCGCAUCUGGAGCGGUGGGGUCCGGAGGUGGUGUUGCACGCGGCGGCGCACAAGCAUGUGCCUUUGAUGGAGGAUCAUCCGUCGCACGCGGUGACGAACAAUGUGUUUGGGACCAAAUCGAUCGCGGACGCGUGUGUGGCGACUGGUGUGGAUCGGUUUGUGCUGAUUUCUUCGGAUAAGGCCGUGAAUCCGGUGAAUGUGAUGGGCGCAACGAAGCGGAUCGCGGAGAUGUACACGCAGUCGCUCGCGGCACAGGUCGAAUCGAUCCCAGGGAGCGACACGAAGCUGAGCAUGGUGCGGUUCGGGAAUGUGCUCGGAUCCGCGUGCAGCGUGCUUGAGAUCUGGGCGGAUCAGAUCAGCGCGGGACGACCGAUCACGGUGACCGAUGAGCGAAUGACGCGGUACUUCAUGACGAUCCCGGAAGCGGCGACGCUGGUGCUGCAAGCGGGAUCGAUGAGCGGGUUUGACACGUUUGGUGGGGGCGAGGUGUUUGUGCUUGAUAUGGGAGAGCCGAUCAAUAUCUUUACGCUGGCGCAGCGGUUCGUGCGCGCGUGCGGGUACUCGCCGGUGAUCGGCGAGCCGGCGGGGGGUGUGGGUCCCGCGGAGGUCCCGAUUAUCCUGACGGGAUCGCGUCCGGGCGAGAAGCUCCACGAGCAGCUGAGCUACGACGCGGAAGAACUGACCAAGACGGCGCAUCCUGGGAUUGCGCGGUUCAACGAGGACCUCGACCUCGCGUCAGGAAGUAAUCCGCGCGAUCGCGUCGAUGAUCCCGACGAUGGAUGUCAAAUCCACAAACGUGGUGUCUGCGGCGUGAGCGAUGCAGCGGGGCUAGUUGAACUGCGCGAGCCGAUUGAAGAAGACUUUGAGAUCAUCUUCGCGAUGACGCAGGAUCCAAUCGCAAAUGAGAUGUCGAAGGUUUACCCAAGAUCACGCGAGGAGUUUCGUGCGCGAUGGGACUUCCGGGAAGAAAAUCCCGAUGGACUCGUCAGGACGAUCCUGCUCGAUGGGGAAACAGUCGGUCGCGUGAGUUGUUUCGAUGCAGAGGGCGAGACCAAUGUUGGAUUCAUGAUUUGCAGAGCGCAUUGGGGCAAGGGUGUUAUGUCAACUGCUCUGCGUUUGUUCCUAGAGACGAUUGAUCAGCGCCCACUGCUCGCGCGAGCAGCGAAGAGCAAUAUUGGAUCGUGCCGAGUGCUGGAGAAGUGCGGCUUCAAGAAGAUCGAAGAGUGUGUGUGCGAGAUUGAGAUCGAUCUCGACGACACGCAACUCCAGAAGGAGACUGUGGUGGGUCUCCCCGAUGCGGCGGUUCGUGAGUCACUUGAACGCGUGCGAUCCGCGAUGGGGAACUCUGGAUAUCCGAUGCCUCGCGGGAGGACGCUGAUUAAUCUCGCGCCGGCGCAUGUGCGGAAGGAAGGUCCGGCGUAUGACCUCCCGAUCGCGGUGGGGGUGCUGAUCGCGCAGGGGGUGAUCCAGCAGCGCGUGCCGGCGGGUGUUGGGGGGGUUGGGGUUGGUAGCAACUGGAGUGGCGGGGUUGGUGAGUCGUCGGAGGAAUUGUUUGGAUUGGAUCCGAGGUCGGUAUUGAUCGCGGGGGAGCUGGCGCUCGAUGGGCGCGUGCGUCCGAUCCGAGGGGUGAUCGCGAUGACCUCGCUUGCCAAGUCACUCGGACUCGAUGCGGUGAUCGUUCCCGAUGCGAAUGCGCCGGAAGCAGCGGUGGUUGAUGGGGUGCGUGUGUUCGGGGUGUCGUCGCUGGCACAGGUGGUGGGGUUGUUCAAUGGUGGUCUUGAGCUUGAACCGACGCCGGCGGUGGAUGUCGCGUCGAUGCUUGAGUCGUCGCGCGCGAGCGUGGACUUUGGGGAGAUCAAGGGGCAGGAGUCGGUCAAGCGGGCACUUGUCAUUGCGGCGGCGGGUCAGCACAACAUUGUGAUGCUCGGACCUGCGGGCACUGGGAAGACGAUGAUGGCCAAGGCGCUGCCUGGGAUAUUGCCGCCUUUGACUCCGGAGGAAGCGAUUGAGGUGACGCGGAUCUAUUCGUCCGCGGGCGAGCUUGAGGCGGGGCGCGGUUUGAUUUCGAGUCGUCCGGUGCGCACGCCGCAUCACACGGCGAGCAGUCCCGCGAUUGUGGGUGGUGGGAUUGUGCCAAGAGCGGGAGAGAUCUCGCUGGCGCAUCAUGGGGUGCUGUUUUUGGAUGAGCUCCCAGAGUUCCCGCGAAGAGUGUUGGAGACGAUGCGACAGCCAUUGGAGGAUCGUGUGGUGACGAUCGCGCGGGCGCACGGAUCGGUGAAGUUCCCGGCAUCGUUCAUGCUCGUCGCGGCGAUGAAUCCGACCCCGCGUGGCGAUGUCGCGCCGGGAGAAGUGGGGCAGCAGGAGAUGGAUCGGUACUUGUCGCGGAUCAGCGGGCCGUUGAUGGAUCGGAUCGAUCUGCAUGUGGAAGCGCCGGCGGUGCCUUGGAAGGAACUGAGCGGGAAGGCGACGGGAUCGACGACGGCGCAGAUGGCGGAGCAGGUGCUCGGGGCUCGAUUGAUGAUGCGGAGCAGGCAGGGCGCGACGGUGAACUCGGUCCUGCGUGGACGAGAGCUCGACGAGAUGAUGUCGCUGAGUGAGUCGGCGCAGAUCCUGCUCGAGCAAGCGAUGACGCAGCUUGGUCUGAGCGCGAGAGGAUACGACAAGGUCCGGCGCGUCGCACGCACGAUUGCGGAUGUCUCGGGGAGUAAUCAAGUGCUCCCAGAACACAUCGGCGAAGCGGUGCAGUACCGAUUGCUGGAUCGGCGCGUCUGA
Molecule: messenger RNA, 3420 nt
Organism: Symbiodinium sp. CCMP2592
Lineage: Eukaryota; Dinophyceae; Suessiales; Symbiodiniaceae
Source: the annotation of a GenBank genome assembly